GAGUCGCCAUUGAGUCACACGGCCAGGGAGCUACCGCAGCACAGACGGUAUCCCCCCCGAUGAGGAGAAGGAAGACAUCUCGUGUGCCUCAUGUACCAUAGCGCUGGUUCAUAAAGCUUUGCCCUGACCAGCUCUUCACGGGGUCAUGUACCACUUCCCAGUGUCCUCUCCGCCACGAUGCUCGGUUCUGUGAACUCUGCGUCGUUGUUUGCUGUCCGGCCUACAUGUACUCGUCCCACGUGAGUGGCAAGUAUCAUCGUGCAAAGGUGGCCAAGGGUAGCGACAUCACCAUCCUCUGCCCAAUAUGCAACACGCGCCUCGCCGGAGAGGCAACUUGGCUUCAGCACAUAAACAGCACCGAUCACUGCUCCAAAGCUCAAGCUACCGGGAAAUCAGCCUCGGUCUACCCUCGCGAUCCUUCGACCCCCAGCGCGAACUUCUGCCUUAUCUGCAAGAGGAGCGUCCCAAUGUCCGUUUGGACUACACAUCUUCGUGGCGUCGUACAUCAGCGGCUUCAGCAGAACGCACAGUAUCGGUCGCAGUACGAACAAGCGGAACUAGGCCAGCACGGCGUUGCCAUAUCGAAUGGGGAUGGUGGCCUGGAUCUGGGUGUCGUGAGCGUGGAGGACGCGAAGAAAGGAUUGCAGCGCCAGCUGACCAUCACCCUCGACGCUUCAGCACCUGCCGUGUCUAUCACUGGCGUCGCGAUCUUCCCAAGUGUCGUCAACAAAGCAACAUCGUUCUCUGCAUCAACCUCCAAGCUUGGGAAAACGCUCGUGGCCGGGACCUCAAAGAACGUUCACGUCAUAUUUCGUCAAGAGCAUCGUGGUAGAUUUCAAGAUCGACUCGAGGUCACAUUCAAGAUCCUCUCUACCGAACGGACUUUCCUUAUUUCCCGCAGCUUGCGCGCCGUGGUUGGGAAUGCAGCAGAUCACGAGCUUCUUCGGCCUGCUGCGCCAUAUGUCCGCCGCGGGCGUGCUCCUUGGAAGCAUGGUGAGGUCGUAGGAGAAGGGGACCGUCCGCCAGCGCUGGAUGCUGUCCAGUGGGCGAAACCAUUGCCACCAUCCCUCAUCCCGUCGAAUCUGGCCGACAUUCUGAGCGAUGGCAACAUACGCGAUGUGCUCAAUCAAGUGCGAGCCAGGUUUCUACCGGAAUUUCGCAACGCGACGCAUGGUCAAUGGUUCCGCGUACUGUUGUGGGUAGAAGAAAGUCGUAUGGUGGAAGAUCUUCACACAUACGAUAUUGAGGGGGCCCAAUUCACGAAGGAGGGACGCCUGUACACACUCCCUGUCCCCGGACUGUCUGAGAAACGGCCAAGCGUCGUUAAAGGCGACGCGAUCUUAGCACAAAUCGGCGGCCAAGGUCAUACACACAAAGGUUACGUUCAUCACGUACGCCGAGAUGAUAUCUGCGUCAGCUUCAACGCAUCCUUCAAGGCCGGGGCGCGGUACACCGUGCGCUUCCUAUACAACCGUACGCCCAUUCGACGUCAGCACCAAGCACUCCUCGCGUCGUCAGCAGCCUCUCAGCGGCUGCUCUUCCCGAUCCCGGGGUUUGAGGGCCUCGCACAAGCUAUCACCCCCGCGCAAUACCCCUUGACGCUCUACAAUACGCAGAUUGCCACCAACGCGGCACAGCUGCAAGCCGUGAAGUCGAUCCUACAGCUCAGAACUGGCGCUGCGCCGUUCAUCGUGUUCGGACCACCCGGCACUGGGAAGACGGUCACCAUCGUCGAAGCGAUACGUCAGAUUCUGCGCCGUCAGCCGGAUGCGCGGAUCCUUGCCUGUGCCCCGAGCAAUAGCGCCGCGGACCUACUGUCUCAGCGACUUAGCUCGCUCAAUCCCUCUCAGCUGUUCCGGUGCAACGCUGUGCACAGGGAUCUUCUCGGACUCCCCGAAGACCUUGUUCCGUAUACCUUCCGCAGAAACGACCUCUUCACCCUGCCACCCAUCGCCGUCCUGCGGACCUACAAGGUGAUCGUGACGACAUGCGGCAACGCAUCCUUCGCGUACAACAUUGGCAUGCCCGAGGGCCAUUUCACCCAUAUCUUCAUCGAUGAAGCAGGGCAAGGGUCUGAGCCAGAGGUGCUCACCGCCAUCAAGACGGUCGCCACGGUCGGGACUCAUGUCGUUCUUUCCGGAGAUCCGAAGCAGCUGGGGCCGGUGAUACGCUCUAGCGUCGCUCGAGAGCUAGGACUGGGAAAGAGCUACUUGGAGCGCCUGAUGGAGAUGCCCGUUUACGACUCCCAGACUGGGCGGGGCCGCUCCUUCGUGAAGCUGUUGAACAACUUCAGGUCCCACCAGGCGAUCCUUGACUACCCCAAUGCGCAGUUCUACAACAACGAGCUCCAAGUGUGCGGCGCCACGACGACCAUCAACGCACUGCUCGGUUCGCCUGUGCUCGUGAGCCCCCGUUGGCCGGUGGUGUUCCACUACAUCUCGGGCGAGAACGAGCGCGAGUCCACCUCGCCAUCGUACUUCAACAUCGACGAAGCCACGGAAGUACUCGACUAUAUCAAGAGACUGCUGAAGGACCGCCAGCACCCUGUCCGCGCAGAGGAUAUCGGCAUCAUCACCCCGUACUAUGCUCAAGUGCGGAGGAUUCGUCUCCUCCUAAGUAAUGAGUGUAUUGAAGGCGCCAAAGUGGGGAGCGUCGAGGAGUUCCAAGGACAGGAGCGCAAGGUGAUUAUCGUCUCGACCGUGCGAAGCACGCGCGAUUUGCUCUCCUACGACGCCAAGUUCACGCUUGGUUUCGUGUCGAACCCGCGUCGAUUCAACGUGGCCAUCACGCGUGCGCAGGCUCUUCUCGUCGUCAUCGGCGACGCCUCCGUCCUGUCGAUCGAUCCGCUCUGGCGAGCGUUCAUGAACUACGUCCACCUGCACAACGGCUGGCGCGGCGACGCGCCGACCUGGGACACCAGCGCCCCGGUCCAGAUGGACGGGAACUACGCUGCGGAGAUCCGUGACGCUGCCGCGGCGGAUGUGGAGGCCUUCAUGGCGCGGCUCGGCCUCGACGACGACGAUGUUGAGGGGGAUGCGAACAUGGAGCGUCCUUUCCAGGAAACGGAGUGAGCUGCUGGCUCGUCUCUCGGAACGGCUGCGUUGUGUAUCUGUAUCUAGUACUAUCUUGGACCGAUCUUGUACCUACACCUAUGGCUUGUAUCAAGGACUGUUUUCUUGCUGUAUUUUGACCAUACGUGUCUCCAAACCAUGCGGCAAGGCGAAUAUCAGAUAUCAUAACC
Trametes versicolor FP-101664 SS1 is the source of this 3241-nucleotide messenger RNA. Its product is annotated as P-loop containing nucleoside triphosphate hydrolase protein. Gene Ontology annotation, molecular function: RNA binding; 5'-3' RNA helicase activity. NCBI's taxonomy places the organism in Eukaryota, Fungi, Basidiomycota, Agaricomycetes, Polyporales, Polyporaceae. The coding region runs from base 225 to 3071 and encodes 948 amino acids. The record is from RefSeq and is a predicted model, not a curated record. The transcript has 11 exons.